AUGACGUCAAGCUUUCUUCUUGUCACGUUCGCCAUAGUAUGUGAACUGAUCAUAGCCGUUGGUCCGACUGAGCUCCUUCGCAUCGGAGCCAUAGACGUCGACGGUCACUUCACCGUCCAUCCUUCAGAUUUAACCUCCGUCUCGUCCGACUUCGGUAUGCUAAAGUCACCGGAAAAGCCCUUGGCCGUGCUCCAUCCAUCCUCGGCCGAAGACGUGGCACGUCUCAUCAGAACAGCUUACGGCUCAGCCACGGCGUUUCCGGUCUCAGCCAGAGGACACGGCCAUUCCAUAAACGGACAAUCCUCGGUCGGGAGGAACGGGGUGGUGGUUGCGAUGAACCACCGUAAAACCGGCACGCCGGAGCCACUUGUCAAGCCGGAGGAAAUGUAUGUGGACGUUUGGGGAGGAGAGUUAUGGGUCGAUGUGUUGAAGAAAACGUUGGAGCAUGGCUUAGCACCAAAAUCUUGGACUGAUUACUUGUAUCUCUCCGUCGGUGGUACACUCUCCAAUGCAGGAAUCAGCGGUCAAGCUUUUCACCAUGGUCCUCAGAUUAGUAACGUCCUUGAGCUUGACGUUGUAACUGGGAAAGGAGAGGUCAAGAGAUGUUCAGAAGAAGAGAACACAAGGCUAUUCCAUGGAGUUCUUGGUGGGUUAGGUCAAUUUGGGAUCAUCACUCGGGCACGAAUCUCCCUCGAACCUGCUCCCCAAAGGGUAAGAUGGAUAAGGGUAUUGUAUUCGAGCUUCGAAGUGUUUACGGAGGACCAAGAGUACUUAAUAUCGAUGCAUGGUGCAUCAAAGUUUGAUUACGUGGAAGGUUUUGUGAUUGUGGACGAAGGUCUUGUCAACAAUUGGAGAUCCUCUUUCUUCUCUCCUCGUAACCCCGUUAAGAUCUCCUCCGUUAGUUCCAACGGCUCUGUUUUGUAUUGCCUUGAGAUCACCAAGAACUACCACGACUCCGACUCCGAAACCGUAGAUCAGGAAGUAGAGAUUUUGAUGAAGAAAUUGAAUUUCAUACCAACAUCGGUAUUCACGACGGAUUUGCAGUAUGUGGAUUUUCUAGACCGGGUUCACAAAGCCGAAUUAAAGCUCCGGUCCAAGAAUUUGUGGGAGGUUCCACACCCAUGGCUCAACCUCUUUGUGCCAAAAUCAAGAAUCUCUGAUUUCGACAAAGGCGUUUUCAAGGGCAUUUUGGGAAACAAAACUAGUGGCCCUAUCCUUAUCUACCCAAUGAACAAAGACAAAUGGGACGAAAGGAGCUCAGCGGUUACGCCGGACGAGGAAGUUUUCUACCUGGUGGCUCUACUGAGGUCAGCUUUAAAGGACGGUGAAGAAACGCAGAAGCUAGAGUAUCUGAAAGAGCAGAACCGUCGGAUCUUGGAGUUCUGUGAACAAGCCAAGAUCAAUGUGAAGCAGUACCUUCCUCACCACGCAACACAAGAACAGUGGGUGGCUCAUUUUGGAGAUAAGUGGGAUCGGUUUAGGAGCUUGAAGGCUGAGUUUGAUCCGAGACAUAUACUCGCUACCGGUCAGAGAAUCUUUCAAAGCCCGUCUCGGUCUUUGUUUCCUCCACUGUCUUCUUCUUCUUCGUCUGCUUCAUGGUGA
This is a messenger RNA of Microthlaspi erraticum, 1602 nucleotides long. The record is from the annotation of a GenBank genome assembly. NCBI's taxonomy places the organism in Eukaryota, Viridiplantae, Streptophyta, Magnoliopsida, Brassicales, Brassicaceae.